AUCCAAAAUCCAAGCCCGCCCAAUAAUAAAGCGGUCAGCUUUACUUCGUUACACUUAUCUUCUUCUUUAACUAAUAAAGCAGCAGUGAAUUUUGAGCUGUGCACAUUACUUCACCACGAUACCAAAUUCUCCUCCUUCGAUUCUUCACACUUGUUGCUAAAAAAAUGUUGAAUAGUGAACUUGGACAAUAAACUCCAUUAACAGAACCUUUUCGAAUUCCUCCCAAAAAUGGCUUCAAUUUGCUCUUCAAAUUUCCACUUGUUAUGCAAAAACAAUCCUAAUUCUAGCACUAUAUCUCAUCACUUAAUACUAUCUCCUUCUUCAUUCUCCUUCUCCCGUUGUGGCGGUUUGCGGUUGUGCCAUUGCUUGGCGGUGAAGACUGGUUCAGAAGGCGGAGGGAUACACAGCGAUAAAGCGGAGCUGUUGAGGAAGCCGGUGAUUUCUACGGAGUUGGAAACGGCGUCUGGUAAGGAGGAGUUGGUGAAGGAGGAUUCGGACGAUGAAUUGGGGAAAAAGGGAGGAGAUGGUGAGGGUUGGGUGGAUUGGGAGGACCAAAUUUUGGAAGAUACGGUGCCGCUUGUUGGAUUUGUUAGAAUGAUUCUUCAUUCUGGAAAAUAUGCAGUUGGCGAUAGGUUAAGUCCUGAACAUCAGAGAACUAUUCUACAAAGGUUGCUUCCAUAUCAUCCAGAAUACGACAAGAAAAUUGGCCCUGGAGUUGAUCACAUUACUGUAGGUUACCAUCCAGAUUUUGCAAGCUCAAAAUGUUUAUUUAUUGUUCGCAAGGACGGUGAAUCGGUUGACUUUUCGUACUGGAAAUGCAUAAAGGGAUUAAUUAGAAAAAACUAUCCACUCUAUGCUGACAGCUUUAUCCUCAGGCAUUUUCGGAGGCGGAAGCGUAAUGACUGAAUGUAUCAUUUGGAACUCAUAGCUACCCUGAAUUUCAUGCAAAGGAAAUUCAUUUACUAUUGCCGAGCACAUUUUGCUGUAGUGUCGAUCAAAUAUUUUUGAAGGUUGUGAUAUAAGUUCGUUUUUAUUGGGAGCCUACAGCAACUACUCACUGUAGAAUUGCCCUUCCAUUUACUUUUGUCUAAAAAUUACACUGUAGAAUUCAAGUUACUGUACUGAUCAAAAGGAAUUCAAGUUAGUGUAAGUUUUGCUUCUAUAGGCCCAGUCUCAUAUUAUUGCAAAAGAAACAUUUUAGCAUUUCAUAAGUUUUGAAGUGAAAGCUUCCUUUUCCUGCCUUCAA
Molecule: messenger RNA, 1246 nt
Organism: Capsicum annuum
Lineage: Eukaryota; Viridiplantae; Streptophyta; Magnoliopsida; Solanales; Solanaceae
Product: protein DCL, chloroplastic
Exons: 3
Coding region: 229-906 (225 amino acids)
Biological process (GO): chloroplast organization; chloroplast rRNA processing
Cellular component (GO): chloroplast
Source: RefSeq, a predicted model, not a curated record